This is a messenger RNA of [Torrubiella] hemipterigena, 2357 nucleotides long. Lineage: Eukaryota; Fungi; Ascomycota; Sordariomycetes; Hypocreales; Clavicipitaceae. The record is from the annotation of a GenBank genome assembly.
CGCCGUCCAAAUUCCCGCCUUGGUUUUUGUGUCUUUGCAUCGAUCGCCCCCGAGCCUUCCGCCGUUGCUUUCUUCAUCGCCACCGAUUGGAUUUUUCUGGCGUCUUGUUCCUUUGCCUAAUUUAUUUCCUUGCUUCUGUGAAGCUUCAUAUGGCUUGUGCUGGUAACCGGUCUGCUUAAGCAGUUCAAUUGCCCGUUCUCCUCACCAUGAGGCCUCCUACUACGGUCCCGCGCGCGAUGCCCUCAUCGCUCCGCGCCGCGCAGCCCAUGCGGCGUAUCCCGACAUCUAGAGCUUUGCAUGGUGCUCGUCUAUACACAGCGCAGUUUGGAACAAGAUCAAUUGCAUCCCUACGCACGCGAUCUAUUCGGCCGACCAUACAGAUCGACCAGAAACAGCUGCUGUUGGCCCGACACCUCUCCGGCAAGCCACUGCCCCAGGUCAAUUCAAAGCUGCUCAACUUCAUCUACCGAGCCGCAGCUUGGAUGGGUAUUUCCAUCACCGUGGUUGGACUCGGUGUUGUUGGCUUCUUCCUCUACGAUGCCAGCACCUACAAGGAAGGAUGCGAGAACGGCGAUAUCGAGGUUGCCAAGCUGGCGCUUCAGCCCAACCGUGGCGGCCCAAAGAAUCUGCCGAUUGCUGAAGUUUUUAUUGACGAUGAAGACAACAUGGCCAAGAAGCAGAGCCUCGAGAAGCCUAAGCUUGUCAUCCUCGGCGGAGGCUGGGGCAGUGUUGCCCUCCUCAAGAACAUCAACCCCGAAGACUACCAUAUUACUGUCAUCUCACCCACAAACUACUUCUUGUUUACGCCAAUGCUGCCCUCUGCAACGGUUGGUACGCUCGAGAUGCGAUCUCUAGUCGAACCAAUCCGAAACAUUCUCAACCCGAUUAAUGGCCAUUUCAUCCGCGCCAAGGCAGAUGAUGUUUGCUUCAACGAGAAGCUCGUCGAAGUUUCGCAAAAGGAUACCAACGGAAACCGCGUCAGCUUCUAUGUGCCCUACGAUAAGCUGGUCAUCGGUGUUGGCUCCGUGAGCAACCCCCACGGUGUCAAGGGCCUCGAACACGCCUUCUUCCUCAAGGACAUUACCGACGCCCGCCUGAUCCGAAACAGAGUGAUUCGCAACUUCGAAACAGCUUGCUUGCCCACCACGACAGACGAAGAGCGCAAGCGUCUGCUUUCCUUUGUCAUUAGUGGCGGUGGUCCUACCGGUGUCGAGUUUGCUGCUGAGCUAUACGAUCUCCUCAACGAAGACUUAACACGCCAAUUCCCUAAGCUGCUGCGAAACGAAAUCUCUGUCCACUUGAUCCAAAGCCGAAGCCACAUCCUCAACACCUACGACGAAGCUGUCUCCGAGUACGCUGAGAAGCGUUUUGAGCGUGACCAAGUCAACGUCAUGACCAACUCACGAGUCAAGGAGGUCCAGGAAAACAAGAUUAUCUUCACACAGCAGGGUGAGGACGGCAAGGUAGUCACCAAGGAAAUCCCCCACGCCUUCUGCCUCUGGUCUACUGGUGUCUCGCAGACAGAUCUCGCACAAAAGAUUGCCGCCAAGCUCGGCGACUUCCAGCCCAACACACGCGCUCUCGAAACAGACACUUAUCUGCGCCUCAACGGUACACCGCUUGGCGACGUGUACGCCAUUGGCGACUGCUCGACUGUACAGAACAACAUCACUGAUCACGUCAUCUCAUAUAUGCGCAGCAUUGCAUACAAGCGUGGCAAGGACCCCGAGACGCUGCACUUCCACUUUAGCGACUGGCGCAGCGUAGCUCUUGACGUCAAGAAGCGCUUCCCACAGGCCAUUAACCACCUGAAGCGUCUCGACAAGCUCUUCCAGGAGUUUGACAAGGACAAGUCGGGCACUCUCGACUUUGGCGAGCUGCGCGAGCUCCUCUCUCAGAUCGACAGCAAGCUGACAUCCCUGCCGGCUACAGCACAGCGCGCACACCAGCAGGGUAUCUACCUUGCCCACAAGUUCAACAAACUGGCGAGAAUGGGUCCCGGUAUGGCCAUCAACGAUGUCAGAGAUGGUGACCUCGAUGCUGCCGCCUACAAGGCCUUUGAGUACCGUCAUCUGGGCAGCCUUGCCUACAUUGGCAACUCCGCAGCCUUUGAUCUCGGCGACGGCUGGAGCGCUGUGGGUGGUCUCUGGGCUGUGUAUGCCUGGCGCUCAGUCUAUUUUGCGCAGAGCGUUAGCUUCAGAACGCGCAGCUUGUUGGCGAUGGACUGGGCCAAGCGUGGCCUGUUUGGUAGAGAUUUGAUAUGCCUUUAAUGUUUGAUGCGAGCAUACCUUAGUACAUAUCUAGCUAGGCUCAUCACAGCACUAGCAAAUGCAAACCAAUAGAUGAUGAUUCUUUUU